Colletotrichum graminicola M1.001 is the source of this 1449-nucleotide messenger RNA. Its product is annotated as ammonium transporter. Gene Ontology annotation, biological process: ammonium transmembrane transport. The transcript has 4 exons. Bases 1 to 1449 code for a protein of 482 amino acids. The record is from RefSeq and is a predicted model, not a curated record. Gene Ontology annotation, molecular function: ammonium channel activity. NCBI's taxonomy places the organism in Eukaryota, Fungi, Ascomycota, Sordariomycetes, Glomerellales, Glomerellaceae. Gene Ontology annotation, cellular component: plasma membrane.
AUGUCUGCCGGUCUUUACGCCCUUCCGUACAAUGGUACGGAGGGGAGGGCCGACGCCGGCUACUCUUCUGGGGUUCAAGACCUCAACGUCUUCUACGAGUCCGGUGACCUGGCAUGGAUCAUGGUCUGCGCAGCUCUCGUGCUGCUCAUGAUCCCCGGUGUCGGCUUCUUCUACUCGGGCCUUGCUCGUCGCAAGUCCGCGCUGUCCUUGAUAUUAAUGUCGAUGAUAUGCGUCGGCGUAGUGGGCUUCCAAUGGUUCUUCUGGGGUUACACAUUGACCUUCUCUCACACCGGCUCCGUCUUCCUCGGUGACAUGUCCAACUUUGGCCUCAGGGAUGUCGUCGCUCAACCCUCUGUGGGCUCCAGCAAGAUUCCCGACAUUCUCUUCUGCUUGUACCAGGGCAUGUUCGCCGCUAUUACUCCCGCGCUUGCCCUCGGCGCCAUUGCCGACCGCGGCCGCAUUCUUCCCGCCAUGGUCUUUGCCUUCAUCUGGGCCACCAUUGUCUACGACCCCAUUGCCUACUGGACUUGGAACUCCAAAGGCUGGCUGUUCAUUCUCGGCUCCCUUGACUUCGCCGGAGGUACCCCCGUCCACAUCUCCUCUGGUGCCGCCGCCCUUGCCUACUCUCUGAUGCUGGGCAAGCGCACCGGUUACAACAAGGUUCACGGCCUUCCCUACCGUCCCCACAACGUUACCCAUGUCGUCCUCGGGACCGUGUUCCUCUGGGUCGGCUGGUUCGGCUUCAACGGCGGUUCCGCCCUUGCCUCUAACCUCCGCGCUGUCAUGGCCUGCUUCAACACCAACCUCGCCGCCGGUGUCGGCGGUGUCACCUGGAUGCUGCUCGACUACCGCCUCGAGAAGAAGUGGUCCACCAUUGGCUUCUGCUCCGGUGCCAUCGCCGGCCUCGUUGCCAUCACGCCCGGUGCCGGUUUCGUUACACCCUGGGCCUCCGUCAUCUUCGGUAUCGUCGGUGGCUCUGUUUGCAACUUCGGCACCAAGCUCAAGUUUGUUCUCGGCAUUGACGACGGUCUGGACAUCUUUGCUGUCCACGGCAUCGGUGGUAUCGCCGGCAACAUCCUCACCGGUAUCUUUGCUGCCUCCUACAUUACUGCCCUCGACGGUGCUUACACUGGCGAGAACGCCAUCGCCGGCGGCUGGAUCGAGCAUCACUAUGUUCAGCUCGGCUACCAGCUCGCUGGCUCCGUCGCCGGUUUCACCUGGUCCUUCGUCUUGACCUGCCUCAUCCUCUUCCUGAUGAACUUCAUUCCCGGCCUGAGCCUCCGUGUCAAUGUCGACGACGAGGACCUCGGCCUCGAUGACUGCCAGCUCGGCGAGUUCGCCUACGAUUACGUCGAGGUCACCCGCCACGUUUCGGACAUUUCGCCGAACAGCCACGACGGUGUCCCCGGCAGCUGCGCCGACAGUUCCCUCCCCGAGAAGACCGUCUGA